This is a messenger RNA of Rattus norvegicus (Norway rat), 6401 nucleotides long. RefSeq names its product Nedd4 binding protein 1 (gene N4bp1). Gene Ontology annotation, biological process: negative regulation of multicellular organismal process; negative regulation of viral genome replication; negative regulation of protein ubiquitination. The record is from RefSeq and is marked validated. Gene Ontology annotation, molecular function: mRNA binding; ubiquitin binding; RNA nuclease activity. Lineage: Eukaryota; Metazoa; Chordata; Mammalia; Rodentia; Muridae. The transcript has 7 exons. The coding region runs from base 1 to 2682 and encodes 893 amino acids. Gene Ontology annotation, cellular component: cytosol; PML body; nucleolus.
AUGGCGGCCCGGGUAGUGCUGGAUGAGUUCACGGCGCCCGCCGAGAAGGCGGCGCUGCUGGAGCGGAGCCGCGGGCGCAUCGAGGCUCUGUUCGGCGUUGGCCUGGCGGUGCUCGGCGCCCUCGGGGCGGAGGAGCCGCUGCCUGCGCGCAUCUGGCUGCAGCUCCGCGGCGCGCAGGAGGCGGUGCACAGCGCCAAGGAGUACAUCAAAGGGCUCUGCGAGCCUGAGCUGGAAGAAAGAGAGUGCUACCCCAAGGCCAUGCACUGCAUUUUCGUUGGGGCCCAGAGCCUCUUUUUGAAGAGCUUAAUUCAGGAUACUUGUGCUGACCUCUGUGUUUUAGAUACUGGGCUUCUUGGCAUUCGAGGAAGCGCUGAGGCUGUGGUCAUGGCCAGAAGUCACAUUCAACAGUUUGUGAAGCUCUUUGAGAGUAAGGAGAGCCUCCCCAGUCACCAGAAAGAGUCAGAAAUUAAGCGGGAAUUCAGACAGUUUGUUGAAGCCCAUGCAGACAGUUAUACAAUGGACCUGUUGAUUCUGCCUACUUCCUUGAAGAAGGAAUUACUGAGUCUCACACAAGGGGAAGAAAAUCUGUUUGAAACCGGAGAUGAUGAUGUCAUUACUGUUGGAGAUGUACGGCCACCAGAGUUCACACAGAGUACUGCCGCAGGACCGAGUAUUGCCAGAGAUGACAUUGUUGUACAGGAAGAGUCCAGAAAUAAAGCUAGGACUCCUGUUUCUGAGCUUACAAAACAAAUGGACACAGUCUUUUCUAGUUCACCAGAUGUGCUUUUUGUUCCAGUGAAUGGUCUAAGUCCAGAUGAAGAUGCUCUUUCCAAAGACAGAGUUUGUCACAAGAGGAGGUCUUCUGAUACAGAAGAAAGGCAUACAAAAAAGCAGUUUUCCUUAGAGAAUGUUCCAGAAGGGGAGCUUUUGCAAGAUGGUAAGGCAUCAGCUGAAAAUGAAGUCAUCGACCUUUCUGAUGCUGCUUCGAACUCUACAAAUCUAAGCCCCGAUGGAAAAGACACUACAGAAGAAAUGGAGUACAAUAUCCUUGUUAACUUCUUUAAAACCAUGGGCUAUUCCCAAGAGAUUGUUGAAAAGGUCAUUAGGGAGUACGGGCCUUCUACAGAACCACUCUUGCUUUUAGAAGAAAUUGAAAAAGAAAAUAAAAGGCUCCAAGAAGACAGAGACUUCCCACCGUGCACUGUUUAUCCAGAGGACAGUCAGAGCAGAAGUGCAGGAGGUAGGAGCACGACAAACGAGCUCACAGCAGAGUCCACUCCAAAGAAAACACAGAAUCAUACAGAGCAAACUAUGGUGGAAAGAUUCUCUCAGUUACCGUUCAAAGACUCUAAACAGUGUACCUCAAAUUGCAGAAUUAAUUCUUUCAAAACAGUGCCAGUAGGUCAGAAACAUGAAAUCUGGGCUUCAAAGCAGAACUCAAAUUGUACUGUGGACCUGGAAACUGAUGGUGUCUUGGCCGCCUCUGCCAGCCCUAAAGACGUCAGUUUUGUUUCAAGGGGAGCUUUAGGGCACCAGCAAAGAAACUCAGCUUUUCUUGAAAAUGGCUUUCAACAGCAAGCAGAACCUUUGCUCCCAAAUAACGUGAAGCCUGCCUGUGAAAAGCGCUCUGGCGGCUGUGGCUCUCCUCAGCCUAAGCCAAAUUAUCACCCCCCACUUUCUCCACCACUGCCGCCGCCCCAGCUGCUGCCUUCAGCUACUGAGGCUCGAUUGGGAGGAUCCUCUGAUCAUAUUGAUUCCUCAGUUACGGGGGUUCAAAGAUUUCGAGAUACCUUAAAAAUACCGUACAAGCUGGAGUUAAAAAAUGAGCCAGGAAGAGCAGAUUUGAAGCACAUUGUUAUAGACGGGAGUAAUGUUGCCAUUACCCAUGGUCUGAAAAAGUUCUUCAGUUGCCGUGGCAUAGCCAUUGCAGUUGAGUAUUUUUGGAAGCUCGGCAACAGAAACAUCACUGUGUUUGUCCCGCAGUGGAGAACAAGACGGGAUCCUAAUAUCACAGAACAGCACUUCUUAACCCAGCUCCAGGAGCUUGGAAUAUUAUCUUUAACUCCUGCCCGGAUGGUCUUUGGAGAAAGAAUUGCUUCUCAUGAUGACAGGUUCCUCCUGCACUUAGCAGACAAGACCGGGGGCAUCAUUGUAACCAAUGAUAACUUCAGAGAGUUUGUGACCGAGUCCGUGUCCUGGAGAGAAAUCAUUACGAAAAGACUGCUUCAGUACACAUUCGUGGGGGACAUAUUUAUGGUUCCUGAUGACCCUCUGGGAAGAAACGGACCUCGGCUGGAAGAAUUUCUUCGAAAGGAGGUCUUUCUUAGAGACAUGCAGCCGCUACUCAAUGCCCUGCCAAGUGUGGGCACGUUUGACCCUGGCUUCCGGAGUCCCAGCACCCAGGUAGCCAACACCAGCCACCAGCCUCCAUCCCGGAUCCAGACCUCCUCAAACCAUUGGCUUCCUCAGCAGCCCCACUUCACACCCCUGGCCACGCUUCCCAGUAUGCAGCAGAACCUUCCCGUGCCAGCACAGAGGUCUUCUGCAGAGACCAGCGAGCUGAGGGAAGCUCUACUGAAGAUCUUCCCUGACUCUGAGCAGAAGCUGAAGAUCGACCAGAUUCUGGUAGCUCAUCCGUACAUGAAAGACCUGAAUGCCUUGUCUGCCCUGGUGUUGGACUGAUGGCCGGGCUAGAGCCCGCUGACGAUGGGGUGAGGGAGCUGCCCACUGGGGAAGUACGGCAAUGUGAAGACACCUUCCCAGAAAACAUGGGUGUCAUAUAGAAAAAGGAAGAUGUUUUGUGUCUACAAAAAUCUGGGUUUUCAAAGCCAGCUUUUUUCUAUAUAUAAAUUAUGCUGCUAUUACAGAUUUAACAUUUUCUGUAAAAGGAAAGUACAUUUUCUGCCUGUUCAGAACUGUUUAAUAGCAGUUACUCUUGAGUGUAUUUACAAUUUUAUGUUUUUUAAACUAUUUUCCUUAAAGCAGAAGAAAAAUUGACAAAUGAAUAUGGUUAGCCUUUCUAAAUAAAAUUUUAAAAAAAUAUAUAAGAAAAAAAAAAGGAGUUGCUUCCUUAAGGAAAGCAAGACUUCUUAAAGUCUAUUUUCUUGAGGUAAUCUGUCCUGUCCACUAACCAUGGCGUGUGCUCCCUGCCUUCAUCCCUAGAGUUGGCUGCUCUGCUCCUGUGGGGCCUGUCAGCGAGCCAUUGUGGGAGUGGAGCAGCAGAGCCACUAGAUGGCACCUGGUGCCUGGCUGUCUCCUGUGGCCAAAGGCAGACUCUGAAGAGCUGGUGGGAAGUCUUAAAGGCCAUGUGGUCCUGCCCUCCUUCCCCUCCGCUGGACAGAGAAGGGAACUGAGUCCCAGCAUACUCCGACUGGCUGGCUGGCUGGCGUAGCUCCCUAGUGCACUCACCAGCCAUGGCCGCCAUGCCCCCAACCUGGCUCCACGGCUGCCUUAGCCUCAGAAGGCAGGAUAGGCCCUGAAGCCUCUGGUGAGGAGACCCUGUGUGGAGUUUGUACAGCUUUGCCAAAAAGUUUUCUUCUCAAGGAUGACCCAAGCCAAUAAAUAGCAUUAGUAGUUUCAGAGGGGUAGGUAUCAAAGCCCCUGCAUUUCCUUUCUUUUGUCUUCUUAGAGGUUUCUUAGCAGCUCUUCCUGAGUCUUUCAGAACCAGUUAUCUCAGUGUUGUCUCUUUUCAGUGUAGCUUGGUCUGUGUCUGUGAAACUUCCUGGUUGUUCUUAGCAUCCUGACUCUCACCUGGACCUUCAAAGGGCUUUGUGUUUUCCAUCCAUGCUGUCUCCAGGCCGUGGUGGUCAGUCACUGCCCUGUGGAUCGUCUUUCUCCCGGUCCUACAAGUAACCGAGGACUUGGUGCUGGUUUGUUCUCCGUGGUGCAGGGACUUCGUAGAUCACAGAGUGCCGCCAUCGUGUUGUGUCUUGGUUCAUUUGAUCCCUGCAUCCCUCAGGAGAUGAGCACAGAGCCUUCUAGGUGGCCAUACUUACAUGUUCUCUCCUGAAUUUGUUGAAGAUGGGAGCUCUUUGUCAUCUAUCACUAGAGGGUUUCAGACCUGCAGGCUGUGCAAGUGGAGAACAGAGACCUCUGCCAGCCCCAGGUUGACCCACCACAGCCCCCCAACCCUACCCCCGAGCCUCAGCUUGGGAGCACAGCAAAGGUGCCAAGAUGGAGCUGUCUCCAGGGCUCCCUGGCCUGGUUAGUCCCAGUCAAGCUUUGCUGGAAACCAGAGCCAUGGUUGCCUCACCCUGACGCAGGCAGGGAGGAGCAAGGCUGUCAGAGGCCCUGUAGUUGGCCUGAUCUUUGAAUUGCGUGUGCCUCUGUGUUCUUAGUAUUGUUUCUGAGAGAUACCUGCCCAUUUCCCCCUUGUUCCUUACUGGAGGGAAGAAAAAGCUGGAGGAAACCCAAAGGCAUUAAUUAAUUACUUUGUAGAUUGUAAUGUGAAAUAUCAUUCUAGAUUCUUUGUGAAAUCUGUCACAUUUAGGUAUGACAUUUAAAGCCCAGUUAUCUAGCCACUGGAGAAAGCUCACAGCUUGCUGCUUUGCCUCAUCCAAAGCUCUGUUGCUGCUAGGUGCUUGUAGAUGUGUUACCUCCAUCCCUCCAGUGCCUCCUCAGUGAACUUGGGAGUGGCUUGGAAUUCCUCCCCAUGUGGAGGUUGAGUGCCUCUGCCUCCCGUGUAUCCCGAUGUUUGGCUGUGGCAGCCAGUGCAGCUUUGGUCACUGGACAGAGUGUGUGUGUGUGAUGUGUGUGUGUGUGAUGUGUGCGUUCCUCUGUGUGUGUGUGUGUGUGUGUGUGUGUGUGUGUGUGUGUGUGUGUGUGAUGUGUGCAUUCCUCUGUGUUUGUGUGUCUGUCCAUAGCUGUCCUGGUCCAGUGCAGUUGGCAGGCUCAGCUGUAUUGCUAGGACUUGUAAGGCAUGAAAGAGAACUCCACCUCUCCUUGUCAGUCCCAAGUCCACAGCCCUCUUCCUGGUAGGGGCAGCUGUCGCAGGCCCUCUGCACCAGCCUCACACAGGCCCUAGCCUGCUCCCUCCCCUGCCCUCAGCAUUCUGAGCCACCUCAGCUGGGUCCAUUAGCCCACUGCUCCCUGUACCCUGCUUGCUGACCCCUUUGGUUAAAACACCCUGCCUCCCAUUCUAGCUUCCCACUCUCCCCUCCCCAGUUUGGAAACUUGGCUUUUGCCCACCUCAUGGGAGUUUCCUGGGAAAUCACUGGUUGCUAUUCCAUUAAUGGAAUAGCUACAGUGAAGCCAUUGGCCUGCUUUCUUGGUUUUCCUUCCUGAGCGCUCCAUCUCUCUCUUUUCCUCGAAGGCCUAUCCUUCAUACAGUUUCUCAGCAGGUGAUUCUCAGGCCAGACCACCCUUAGGACUCAGUGGAAAGGGCGGCCCUUACUAAAAGGCAGGCUGUGUCAGUCACCACCCUAAGGGGUGGACUCAGUGCUCUAGAGGAGAGCCUGGAGGCUUGUCACUGCCACACCUCAUGCCCUGAGCAGCUGUGGUAGGGGGUCUGGAACUGGGCUUACUUAGGAGUCACCACUCUCCUAACUCUACCUUCCACUUUGUGACACCAGUCCUCUCACUAGCCCUGUGGGAUCUUAGCUCCCAGAACCUGGGCCUGCAUCCUGCCAUCUCUUACCUAACCCUGAGGUCCCUUAUAUCCUCCUUGGCCCUUGGCUUGCUAUACUAGUAGCCCACCACUUGAUCCCACAAUCCUCCCACACUGGUCCCUCACUGGCUACCUUACAGCUCUUCCCUCUCCCUAAUUCCAGGGGUACCCCAAGUUCAUCUUUUUUUUUUUUGGUUCUUUUUUUCGGAGCUGGGGACCGAACCCCGGGGCCUUGCGCUUCCUAGGCAAGCGCUCUACCACUGAGCUAAAUCCCCAACCUCCCCCCCCCCAAGUUCAUCUUGAGAGGACCAUUUUGCCUCAUCCUUUUCCUCUGUGAUCUUUAGCUGUGACAGAGCAUCAAGUUCCUACCCUCUGAGCCUUGUGUCCACGGCUGCUGUCCCAUGGCCAUACUUGACUGUCUACUUUCUAUCUCCUACCAUGAUCCUCACUCCAGCCACCCAGAUCUAGGUUCCCCACGGGCCCUGUUCAUGUGUAUUCGUCUUCUAGAAAUGCCCCUCUGCCCUACAGCCUGCCUCCUCAAAGGCCCAGCCCUGAGUCUCUUUGUGUUGUGAGCAGAAGCAGCCCUAUGCUAUUCCAUGGCCCCACAGCACUUGGUGUCUUGCUUCUGACUCUAACCACUCUGGCAGGUGUAGCUGCAGCCCACUGUGUACUGUGUUGCCUCCCUCUAGACUGUGAGCUCCUCGUGGGCAGGGACCAUAUGGUCACUCUGUAUCUCUUGUGGCACCUAACAGUGCCUUGCACUUGGUAGGUGCUCAAUAAAUGUCUGUUCAAGUGA